AUGGCGACCAACGAGGCCGAUUUGGCCCCGAGCAUCAAUCCGGAGAACCAUGGACCGAAGAUCAUCAUUGUCGGAGGUAUCAUGCUCGCGGCGACGAUCUUGAUGAUUGUGAUCGCCGGUUUCAAUCGCUUUCAUGCGAAGACGACGCAUCAUAAGGAUAUUCCUAUGCUGCUGCUCGGAGCGGCCACCGACAUCGGAUGUUUCGCCGUCGUCGCAGUGGCCGUCAGUCAUGGCUUCGGAAAGCGUGUGUUCGAACUUGAUCGGCCGACACGGCACAUGCUGCUGUUCUUUGCCUCGCAUGGCAUCGUCAAGCUCUCGUACAACCUGUUGGCGCGACGCACGGGACGGAGUAAGAAGUACCAACAUGUGAUGGACGGCUUCUCGGUCAUCAUUGGGCUGUGGAUGUUGGCGAACAUCAUCGUCAUUGCGGUUGCGUUGAGGAGAACACAGUCCCCUCAUAGGUCCUUUUUCUACGCGUCUGGCAGUAUUUCCAUUGCUAUUGUGCUUGGUCAGCUGCUUGCCUUUCUCUGGAUCAUCUGGCGGACUAAGGCACCAGUGAAAGUCAAAAUACGAUGGUCGAUGUCAAUGGGUGCCUUUGUGCCUCUUUGCGUCGCCGUGAUCAUCACGCGCCUGGCGUAUACUCCCAAAGACUACCUCUCAGGCGACUGGACAUUCAACGACGUCGUGUCAGCCGUGCUGUUCCAAAUCGAACUGAAUAUCAUGACCAUGACAGUCCUGGCUCCCAAUCUCCCGGUGUUCUUCCAGAGAGCCAGUACCGGCGGCGUAUACUUCCUGCCGGGCGAAGCAACGAACCAAUCGCGGCGGGCAACAGAUGUGUCGCAGGAGCUGUCACUAAAGCUCAACCAGCUGCGAUGGAGUGGGAAAGGCGAGGCGGCGGUGUACGACGGCAAUCUUCCACACACGACUCUGACAUCGACGGUGUCGGGGACUGGCAACAAUGGCUUGACCAAGAAGCCGAGUUUCGACAGUGAUGUGAUUUUGAUGCAGAGGUCUAUCGAGGUUGGUUCGGAGCCGAAUCCGGAUCCUGCCGUGGUGCCCAGCGAGCCGUGCGAAUAG
Neohortaea acidophila is the source of this 1077-nucleotide messenger RNA. RefSeq lists its product as uncharacterized. The record is from RefSeq and is a predicted model, not a curated record. Lineage: Eukaryota; Fungi; Ascomycota; Dothideomycetes; Mycosphaerellales; Teratosphaeriaceae. The transcript is spliced from 5 exons. The coding region runs from base 1 to 1077 and encodes 358 amino acids.